AUGGUGAACAGGAGAAAUGAUGCAGUUGUGCACAAGGGAAAUGAUGAAACAUUUAGUGAACAAGUGAACUGGGAAAUUAUUAAAGCGAGGAAGAUGUCUCGUUGUUCUUUUGAACACAGUAAACAGGUGAAGCGGGAAGUUGAUGAACUGGUGAACAGGUGGAGGUGCUCUUUUGAACAUGUAUAUAAGGGAGCUUUUGGUAUAACGGAUCCCUCUUUUAAUCACGAGUCUUAUGCCGAGUUCGAUUCGCCUGAUGGGAACAUCGGUUGUGCCUGGAAUCGGGGCCUGGAAUCGGGGCUUGGAAUCGGGGCUGGAAUCGGGGCCUGGAAUCGGGACCUGGAAUCGGGGCCUGGAAUCGGGGCCUGGAAUCGGGGCCUGGAAUCGGAGCCUGGAAUCGGAGCCUGGAAUCGGGGCCUGGAAUCGGGGCCUGGAAUCGGAGCCUGGAAUCGGGGUCUGGAAUCGGGGUCUGGAAUCGGGGCCUGGAAUCGGGGUCUGGAAUCGGAGCCUGGAAUCGGGGCCUGGAAUCGGGGCCUGGAAUCGGGGUCUGGAACCGGGGUCUGGAAUCGAGGCCUGGAAUCGGGGCCUGGAAUCGGGGUCUGGAAUCAGGGCCUGGAAUCGGGGCCUGGAAUCGGGGCCUGGAAUCGGGGCCUAAAAUCGGGGCCUGGAAUCGGGGUCUGGAAUCGGGGUCUGGAAUCGGGGCCUGGAAUCGGGGUCUGGAAUCGGGGCCUGGAAUCGGUGCCUGGAAUCGAUGCCUGGAAUCGGUGCCUGGAAUCGGGGCCUGGAACGGGUCUGGAAUCGGGGUCUGGAAUCGGGGUCUGGAAUGGGGCUCUGGAAUCGGGCUCUGGAAUCGGACUCUGGAAUCGGGGUCUGGAAUCGGGCUCUGGAAUCGGGGUCUGGAAUCGGGGUCUGGAAUCGGGGUCUGGAAUCGGGCUCUGGAAUCGGACUCUGGAAUCGGGCUCUGGAAUCGGGGUCUGGAAUCGGGGUCUGGAAUCGGGGUCUGGAAUCGGUGCCAAGAAUCGGGGCCUGGAAUCGAGGCCUGGAAUCGGGGUCUGGGUGGAGGGAUUCUCACUGUAUCAGCUGAGGGUUACAACCAGCGAUCUCGAGUAUAAUGUAUUUUCUCAAGCCUUGGGUGUUCAUCGCAUUCUGUAUUGUAAUUACUGUUCCUAA
Molecule: messenger RNA, 1167 nt
Organism: Penaeus monodon (black tiger shrimp)
Lineage: Eukaryota; Metazoa; Arthropoda; Malacostraca; Decapoda; Penaeidae
Product: fibroin heavy chain-like
Exons: 4
Coding region: 1-1167 (388 amino acids)
Source: RefSeq, a predicted model, not a curated record